Molecule: messenger RNA, 6966 nt
Organism: Osmerus eperlanus (European smelt)
Lineage: Eukaryota; Metazoa; Chordata; Actinopteri; Osmeriformes; Osmeridae
Gene: crtc3
Product: CREB regulated transcription coactivator 3
Exons: 15
Coding region: 1169-3151 (660 amino acids)
Biological process (GO): protein homotetramerization; positive regulation of transcription by RNA polymerase II
Cellular component (GO): cytoplasm; nucleus
Molecular function (GO): cAMP response element binding protein binding
Source: RefSeq, a predicted model, not a curated record
AGCACAGACAGGAUCGCAGACAAGAAUGUUCUGAGACUGAGUAACUACAGUAACUACAAGGCUACGGGUAUACUUUUUUUUUGGCCGGGGAAUGUUAUGUGGUGCGUAGCUAAACAACAGAGAGCAUCGUGAUUUUUCAAAAAUAAGAUUCAAGUCAGUUCGUUUUAGAUAAAUCAACAGAGCGCGGCAUGUAUUUACUAUGGAUGUUGCUGAUGGAGUUGUAGCUGUGUGUGACACGAUCUGUCGAUAACAUUUAUCUGGAGUUAGGAUUUGGAAACACUGCUUUAGAAUUUGUUGAGAAGAUGGAUUACGAUUUUCCCUUUUAAAAGAAGGCUGUUUUUAUAUAUAUAUCAUUAUUUGGUAACAUCAGUACCAAAUCCGCGGACACUUGUUGAAAUACCAAAAACGUCUGCAAAGAAGUUGUAGCUUGCUAGAAGCUUUCAAGCUAACUCGCGCGUCGCAGCUGCGUAUCACAGUAUUAUCAAUGAACGGAGUGAGCAAUCUAUUUUCCCCAUUUCUAAAACCAGCGAACAAUAAGAAAAAAAGAUCAGUGCGUGUCCACUUAUAACUGUAGAUAUUUUCGCAAUUUGACAAACAAAUUUACGUUUUCUGAAGCAUUUUAACCCCUAGCAAGCUAGGAAACGGAGCAACACUGUCAGUGACAGCAGCUUGGCCAGGCAGUAAGCUAGGCUAGUUUGGUAGCGUUACGUUACGCGAGCGGAUUGAGAUUCAAAUAAAUUGUUCUUCAUUGAGAAUAGCUCGGUUAGCUAGCCUAGCUAGCUAUUGCAAUCAAACAGGUAGCUUUGCAGUAUAUAUAAUGCGAUUAACCCAGAGGACUAACUUUGAUCGAUUAUACCACUAGAUAGCUCGCUAAGUUUUAUGCCUGUCGUGUAGCGGUAAAAGCGACAAUUCGUUUGUUUACUUAGUUAGCUGACUAGCUAGCUAGUCUGGUCACAAACUUGUGACAGCUGAGUGACAGCUACUGUAUCCAGCGUCGUUAUGUGGCCAUCGAAUCUGACGACUUUCACUACGUUUUUGUAACAUCAGUGAUGGAUAACAAAGAAAUGGACUAUUACAUCGUCAACAAUAACUGAUUCGUUUUUGGUGCGCUGUGCUUCAAAGAUUCGCCUCAAGUUCAAAGUAAAGUUUUGAAACUGCGGCCCACACAAUGUCCGGAUCACCGGGCUCGGGUGGUUCGAACCCGAGGAAGUUCAGUGAAAAGAUUGCGCUACACAACCAGAAACAAGCGGAAGAGACGCGGGCCUUCGAACAGCUUAUGACAGAUCUCACUGUCUCAAGGGUGCAGUUUCAGAAGAUCCAGCAGCUUCGUUUGUCUCAGACAAGGGCCCAGUACUACGGAGGCUCCCUGCCCAACGUCAACCAGAUAGGCAAUGCCAGUACCGACUUCCAGGGAGGUUUCCAAGCAGGACUGGACUCAGUCCGUGGGACGCGUCACCAUGGUCUGGUGGAGAGGGUCCACAGAGAACGCAACCGCAUCAACUCCCCCCACCGGCGACCCAUCGACAAGCACGGACGGCAGGUGGAGAGCUCGCCGUAUGGAAACGUGUACCUGUCCCCUCCACCCGACAACAACUGGAGAAGGGAGCAGCAGCCGUGGACUGAGGAGAAACGCCCUGGGUUUAGAUUAAUAUCACAGCUCAACAGAACCAAUUCGGACUCUGCGCUGCACACGAGCGCCAUGAACCCCAACCCCCAGGAUCCUUUCGGAAUGAACCAGCAGAUGGGCAGAGGGCCACCCCAGCGCAACGCCAGUGUCAACGAGGCUGAGGUGGAUGGCUCUGGUGAUGUGUUCUCCUUCCCCUCCCUGUCGAACGAGGAGGGGCUCCUGGGAGUCAGCAAGCCCCUGCCCAAGCAGCUGUGGGAGGCCAAGAAGGUCCAGUCUCUCUCCUCGCGACCCAAAUCCUGUGAAGUGCCUGGAAUCAAUAUUUUUCCGUCCCCGGAGCAGAACGCUGGCCUGUCCCACUACCAGGGCUCGCUGAACACGGGCGGCUCUCUCCCGGACCUCAGCAACCUGCACUUCCCCUCCCCGCUGCCCACCCCCCUGGACCCCGAGGACGGGGGCGCCUGCCCCAACUUGAGCGGGGGCAGCAGCACCGGCAACCUGCCCGCCGCCAUGAUGCACCUGGGUAUAGGAAGCACCCAGGGCCUGUCCUCGUCUCUGAGCAACCCUUCCAUCCAGGCCUCGCUCAGCAACUCCCAGCUGCACUCGUCCCUCAGCAACCCCUCCAUCCACUCGUCGCUGCGCCUGGCGUCUCUCUCCAGCCCUCCCCCGGGGGCCAUGAGCAGCUCGCCGCGGCGGCGCCCCGCCCCCAUCAGCCCCCUCACCCUCUCGCCCGGGGCAGAGCAACGCAGGGGCCUGGCCAAGCAGCUGUCCCCCACCAUGUCGCCCUCGCUGUUGCCCAUCACACAGGGUGUAGCUCUGGACACCAGCAGCAUGCCCAUGGAGCCCCCCCCUCCCUAUCCUCUCUACCAGCAGACCCAGCACACAGUGGGGCAGGGGGGGCAGCAGUGUCAACAACAACAACAUCACCACCAACAACACCAUCACCAACAACAACAACACCAUCACCAACAACAGCAGCAGCAGCAGCAGCAGCCAGUUUCCCCUCUCCAGAACCUUCCCCUGGACUUCAACUCCAGCCCUCACAACAACAUGGCAGCGUUCUUCAACGACCCCUUCAUGGACACCCAGUUCUCCAGUCGCCAGGCCAAGACCCUGUCCUACCAGUUGGACCAGUAUAACAUGCUGGAGAACGCCAUGAGCUCCAUGGCCGGGGGCUCCUGUUUCGACCCCUCCUCCUUCUACUGCUCGCAGGCCGCCCUCAUGGGACUGGGCGGUUCCCACGGCAACCUGCAGGACCUGCAGAUGAGGCCCAACAUGUUGUAUUCCAACUGUAGUGGAGGGGUGCCCAAUAUCAUCCUCACAGACGACUCCAACCCCAGCCUGUCUAAGGACAUCAGCAGCAUCCUCUCUGCCGUCCCAGAGUGCUUCGACUCCGAAGGCUUCCCAUUGGAGGACGAGCUGCGCAUCGAGCCCCUCAGCCUGGACGGACUGAGCAUGCUCAGUGACCCUGACAUGGUCCUGCCUGACCCAUCUGUGGAGGACAGCUUCCGCAGUGAUAGACUGUGAAAACAAUCACACACACACACACACACAAACAUCAACAGCUAAGACCACACACACACACACACACACACGUGUACAAUUGUAGAAGUACAUGCAUGCAGACAAUCUGAUCUUGGAGCCAUUGCUGCGCUCGCCCACCACUGCCACUGAGAUGAGACUAAUGUGAAUACGCAGACACGCACGCGCACACUUGCUUGCACACUCGCACCAUGACAGAGGAACAGACAUGUGAACAGACCCUGUUUACAAAUAACAUUGUGAACCUUUUCACACAUCCCGUGUAAUCAUUCACCGUAAGAGAUGUCUGCAGCACACAUCCUGUACAUCUGCUUACUCCAUACACACACACACACACGCACACACACACCAACACGCACGCAUACACACACGCAUACAUCCCUUUCCUCCAUGUGCAGCCUCUCCUCUGAGGCAGGCCUGGGAGCCUGUAACCUGCAGCAGUGCUGGUGUUGGAGCACGACAGCCCAGAGGGAGAGAGGUACACGUUCCCACUUUGUCCAUCUUCCUCCGCCACGGUCAAGCAGCUCUCCCUCUGAAGACUGGGAGACAGUCCCAGCGGGACAACCCCUCUCUCUGAGCGGGACAGUCCCGCUCAGAGAGAGGGGCUCGGCCCUGGAGCUCUCUGCGUGGUCGUCUCUCUGUCAGAUGUGCUGUUCCGGGUUAUAUAGCAGCAGGAUCCUGGGGCCCUCUAGGGGGAGAGAUGGGUGCUGUGAACCCCAGAGAGGCUGCCUGUCCUCCUGACAGUCUCCAGCGCUCUCUCUCUCUAUAUAUCUCUUUCUCUCUCUGUCUCUCUCACACGCACAAACACACACAUGAAGACACACCCCAUGCUGUGUGUUCACAGCCACGUGCAGGCAUGGCGAGCCCGGUCACCACGGCAACCGGCGACAUGGCAACACCGUUGCCGUGGUUACGGCCCACAGCAAGCCCAUCGCCAUGCAAAGCGGCGUCUCGGGGAGAGUGUGUGUUGGCAGCACCAAUGUUCCUCACUUUCUGACCCCCCACCAUCCCUCCUCCCCUGAGGACACAAAACCGUCACCAGCGCGGGGGGCCAGCACUGCUCUGAUGCCAUACAGUACUAGCAGGGCUGUGCCAGGCCAACCAGCCUGCCUUGUCCCCAAUACUGAUACAUGGUCAGGCUACAGCCAGGCCUGCCAAGGCCACUGAUGACCCACCAGGCAUGGUACACAUGAAGACUGGGAGGAGCCGUCAGUCUGGACGAAGCAUUGUUUUUUUACGUCUUUCCUUGCAUACACAGGCCUAGUAUAUUUUUUUUACAAAGUUGUUUGCCACAGAUAUAUAUAUAUAUAUACAUACAAAAUAAGUAAAUAUAUAUAUAUACACAGUAUAUAAAAAUGCCUCAUUAAUUGCAGUCUGACUAGAAUGUAUUUUUCCAACGAGACUAAAAGGGCAAACCGUUUACAAAGAAGUUUUAAUAUGACAACGAUACUUAAUAUUAGAGUACAAGUUUAAAAGCUUUUUGUUACAAAACUAAAAGAUAUUGUUGCGACCAGAUCUAUUUUCUUGUCACAACAUGAAUAGAUACAGUUGCCCCUGUCUGCAGACACCAGUAGACUGACCUCCAGACACUGUCUGGGGCACCUCUGGCUGUUAGUGGUGGUUAUGAGGACCUCUUCCCUUUUAAUACAGGAGAGUGGGUGUCUGGAAGUGCUGUGACAGCCUAAACCAUGGAAAGGAAAGGUUUGUUUUUAGCUUGUUUAUCUUUACGUGUAUAUCCAUUAUAUAAGAAACUGUUUAUUUUACCUUUUUUGUACUGACUUGUAAUGCGCUCUUUCUAUGUGUAUAGUCUUGUUGGUUUUUAAUGAGGGAACACUCUUUGCUAAUUGUGGAUAGAUAAUUUUCGCACUGGACUGACUCACUACCCCCUCUUCCUCUCUCCAUGCUGUCGUGAAGAUCCCAGUAAUGGUUGAAUCGAGACCUCAAAGAAUUGCUUUUAUUUUGAACACUUAAAAGUAGUUACUGUGGACAUCCGGUAUAAUAUUGGCUUGUAUGAUAUUUUUGCACUGAGCACAUCCCAUUCUGUGGAUUGAAUAUUAAUUUGAUAAUAUAUAUAAGUAUAUAUUACAGUAUAAAUAAAUACAUAUAUUUUAUGGCAUAUAUUUUACCCUAAAACCCAAAGAUCACUUUUUGAGAAUGAAUCAAGCCAUAGUCAGGACAGACUGAGGUGAGGCUUUACAUUGUCAUCUUAGUCUGUGUGAUAAUAUAUCAUGAUAAUAUAGCUAAAAAUACACAUACUUUAGGGAAUAUGGUUAAUUGUUUCAUAACCCAAAGGCCUCAAUGUUUGUUUUUCCCUAAUAACAUCGUUCAUUCAGGGCUCUGCUGUUUAGUGCCCCCUUAGGGUCAACUGAUGCAUUUUUACUUUAGGAUGCUAUGAGAUUUUAAAUGGAUUGAAACUUUAAGUGCAUUCUAGAGUAAAAAUAAAUAAAUGAGAUGGGGAAAAAUGUCUCCUCCCAGGGAAAGUAACAAACUUGCUUGUUUGGCUAUGCACUUUUUUAAUCUGUGAACAAGUGAAUCGUAGAGGCAGCCUGUUGAGCAGGCAACCGGCUAAAAUUAUGCAAUGAUCAUUUUUAUUAUCUAGAUUGUAAUUCCCUUUCUUCAGAUUUUUGUACAAUAUGUUUCUAUAACUGAAUUUUUAAAACAAGACCAAUAUGUGUGCGAUGUCCACAGUGAAGAGGCUGGAGAUGAGCGGAGAAGAACAGUCGUGUCUGAGUCCACUCAUUAGUUUCCUCUCACACACUGGUUCAGUCUUACUGCAGUGGAGACGUCCUCUACGUUGCAUAGUUGUACUGCUGCAUUGGGUGUUAUCUUUGUUCCGUCUCACCCAUGUCAGGUGUCAUAGCAGCUACGUCAUCAGAGUUGUGAACCUGGCGUGCUUGCUGUGCGAAGUGUGCAUGACACUUAUUUUUCUCUGGUGCUUGGGACACCUAACAUUCUCUCUGGUUCCAGCACUUUCUAUUCACAAAAAAACACGUCUGAAGCCUUGGACCAGCUCUGCGACAGGUUCACUUUGUUUUUUUUAUUUAAAAAAGUUUUGUAAUUAAUUUCAAUUACAGUACUUAUCAGUACAUAUCAGCUUUUUUACCUUGUAUAAAGGUUGAUAGCUUAUGUACUGUGUGCAAUGAGGAAAGACUGGGUAAAGCAUGUCUAGGUCUGGUCAUUCCAGUCUCCUGUUCUGGCCAGAUUGUUUUCCAGACCCAUGAAACCUUGAUCACUGCCUGAAUGCAUUUGAUAAUGUAUCCGUUCUUCUGAACCCUGCCUCCCUGCUAGUCUCCCAGCCUCCGGAUGGGCUGACCUCUGCUGCCUUACUUCUAAGAAUGUCCCUCUGUGACCUCUGACCCCUUGUGACACGCUACUUAUACUGUGAGUUUUUAUCCCUGUUCGAUUUUUCUCUGCUUUCGUUUAUACUUUUACUCUCUUGCUUAUUUUCAGGCUUGUAGGUUGGCUUUUUUCCCCCAGAUUUUAAUACCAAUGUUAGAGCUAAUGUUAUUGUUGUUGAUGUGUAGUGUUGUUGAAGGAUUCUUUCUCUCUUUUUUUGGCUUUGUUCUGUUUUUGUUUUUGUUUUUUGUUACCUUUUAAAGAAAAUGUACAGUUCUAUUAUUUAAAUAAUGUUUCUUGUCCACUAGUGUUACUACUUUUUUUGUAAUAUGUCAUUUUAAAUCUUCUCAUUUUUUCAAAUAUAAAAUUUACUACACCACAAGGCUUUUUGGUUUGUGAUGUAUAUGUUAUAGUGCUUACCUUUUGAUUUAAUAUAAACAAUAAAACCCUAUACUGUGUAUCAA